UGAAUAUUAUAAUGUGUGAUUUCGAUCAAACUGUAACAACCAGGACGAGUUCGACGUGUAUAUGCCGCGUAGUAUUAGAAUUCUUUAGUGAUGUUUAGGUAUAAAUUAUGGCGCAAAACAACGCGUAUUCCUACGUAUGCCACAUGAGUGCAGACCACGUUUAAUAAUCAAGAGUCAUAACCAGUUUCAAACCAACGAGUCGGGUUCACUGGACACUACGUAUAUAUUGUAGUAGGUAGGUACGGUCUAACCACGCUCGUGAUACCGGGUAACGCCAUUGCGUGCAACAUUUCUAAGGUAAUAUUAUACAGCAGACGCUGCAUAAGCUAUACGUAGUCGUAUCAUCAUCAGCCCGUCGACCGGACGCAGUGGUUUUCGUCACCCGACGACGGACGGCCGAUCUGUGUUAUUUUUUAAUGAUAAGUGUCGUGCGUGUAUGUGAGUUCACACACUGAAACMGCCAACCGUCUGACGAUAACCAUUCGUUAUUGCCUCCUCCCGCUUCGGAUCAAACUGCUGUAGCUGUAUGGAGCAAUACCAAGAUCACUACCAACAACAAUAAUAAUAUCUUAAACGACACAGAAACGAUGCGCGUAGAUGUGAAUAAGGAAGGUUCAGCGACGAAGAGGGAUCGCCUUGUGAUGGACCCUCCAAAUAACGACAAGGAACCACUGCACCGGAUGCUGCUACGGAACAUAACCGUCGAGCCGAUGUUGUUCCCGUACCUAAUAGCGUCCAUACUGGUCAUACUGGCCAACCAGAACCUCAACAUCCAGAAGGCGUGCCGGGUGGAACUGAAACUGAGCAUGGAAGUUUGCAACGACCUGGAAAACAAGGACAAGAACAACAGCAUGCUCACCAACAGCGAGAUCACCGUGCAGAAGCUGGUCGCGGAUAUGCUCAUCUGGCAGACGAUAUUGCAGAGCAGCGUGCCCGCCGUCUUCGUGCUGUUCCUAGGCUCGUGGAGCGAUCGGAACCGUUUGCGACGGCCGUGUAUGUUGCUUCCGGUCUACGGCGAGGUGAUCCGGAACUUAGGCCUGCUGCUGUGUGUCUACUUCUUUGACGAGCUGCCCAUGAACUUGACGGGCCUGUGGCAGUCGCUGCCGAUCGCCGUCACCGGUUACUGGACAGUCAUGUACAUGGCCGUGUUCUCUUACGUGGGAGACCACAGCACGGACCAAAAUAAAACCUUAAGAAUUGGCCUAGUAAACGCGACAAUGGCCUUAUGUCUUCCUAUGGGUACUGGUUUAUCUGGUAUAUUAUAUCGUGAACUUGGUUUCACAGGAGUUUACAUCAUAGCUUUGAUACUCUGUUGCAUCAGCAUUUGGAUGGCUCACAUUUUCGUCCACGAUACAAAACAGAUCAAAUUUGAUUCGGGUAUGAAACAUAAAAUGUCUUAUUGGAGUCGUAUCAAGUUCUUUUUCAGUUUGAAUCACUUAAUUGAUGCGUUCAAAGUGACAUUUAAAAAGGAAAAAAACAAUAGAAGAAUGAAAGUUAUCGCUCUGACGUUGCUCAUAACUGGAAUCAUGGGUCCAUUGCAAGGUGAUAAAGGUGUCGCGUAUUUGUUUACUCGAGUAAAGUUCAAUUGGAAUGAAGUACAAUUCAGCGUGUACUCGACCACCACGAUGUGCAUCAAUCUCGUGGGAACGUUUGUUGUUCUCGGGGUCGUGGUCAGAAAGUUUGGCGUUGACGACGCGUUAAUUGGCACCGUGGCUACUACUGGAAAAUUAAUAUCGCAAUUCAUAUUCGCAUUCGCUAAUAGUGUGGUUGUAUUCUAUUCAGGAGCGCUUGUGAACUGUUUACAAGGACCGGCCAUUAUUUCCAUGAAAUCUAUCAUAAACAAAAUAAUUCCGGCUCAAGAACUCGGUCAAGUCAGUGCAGUAACAGGCAUCGGGGAAAAUGUUAUACCCAUUUUGUGUGGGCCGUUAUAUAGCUACGUGUAUGAAUCUACCGUAGACUUCUUCCCUAGCGCUUAUUUCUUAGUCACUGCGGCCAUAACGGUCCCAACCAUUUUUCUCUAUUUGUGGCUAUACAUUCAACACAGAAAGGAAAUCAAAGAAUCGUACAAACAAUUACCAGACACGGAUAAUUUGAAAGACACAAAUGGCACUAAAUAUGGCGCGAUAAAACAGAACAGUAACAGUUGAUUAUAUAAUUUAUUGAUGGGGUGAAACCUGUUGCGAAUUAUUAGUAAUGACUUAUAAUAGUAAUAGAUAGGUAUCUAACCCAGGCUACUUACUAUUCGUCAACGCGAUACGGUUAAUUCUCAUUUCAUCCGCAUAACUCAACAAAAGUUCCUACCGAUCUGUUGACUGUAUAUAACAUCACAUAGGUACGAAUUAACAAUGUUAUAUUGAUAAUAUAGUGCCAAGACUUAAUCUUAUAAUAUUAUUAUGUAAAUCAAUCGUGUCGAUUCAAUUAUAAAAUUCUGUGUU
Diuraphis noxia (Russian wheat aphid) is the source of this 2435-nucleotide messenger RNA. Its product is annotated as lysosomal proton-coupled steroid conjugate and bile acid symporter SLC46A3-like. Gene Ontology annotation, molecular function: transmembrane transporter activity. NCBI's taxonomy places the organism in Eukaryota, Metazoa, Arthropoda, Insecta, Hemiptera, Aphididae. Gene Ontology annotation, biological process: transmembrane transport. The record is from RefSeq and is a predicted model, not a curated record. Gene Ontology annotation, cellular component: membrane.